AUGCUCGUAAUGAAGAAGAGUCCAACCGAUAAUACUGCAAGCAGGUCAUACUCGAUGGCUCCAAACUAUAUCUGUGCCGCUGUAUCAUUUAUAGGUUUAACUGUAUCAUUUUAUGCACUCUACGUGGAAUAUAAUUUGGAAAGUGAUAUCAAUUAUCAGCCAGUAUGUGAUAUAGCUUCUUAUGUUAGUUGCUCGAAAGCUUUUCGUUCACAAUUUGCUGAAGGUCUCGGAGUUGCACCAUCCAUUCUUGGAACUGAUCAUAUAUUAACGCAGUUUCCCUCCCGACGUUUCUUCCGUCCUCGCCUUGCCAAAGUUGAAAUUUUGAACACGGUGCUGUAA
Molecule: messenger RNA, 339 nt
Organism: Acanthocheilonema viteae
Lineage: Eukaryota; Metazoa; Nematoda; Chromadorea; Rhabditida; Onchocercidae
Source: the annotation of a GenBank genome assembly